Molecule: messenger RNA, 2146 nt
Organism: Amphibalanus amphitrite
Lineage: Eukaryota; Metazoa; Arthropoda; Thecostraca; Balanomorpha; Balanidae
Product: serine--tRNA ligase, mitochondrial-like
Exons: 6
Coding region: 199-1548 (449 amino acids)
Biological process (GO): mitochondrial seryl-tRNA aminoacylation
Cellular component (GO): mitochondrion
Molecular function (GO): serine-tRNA ligase activity; tRNA binding; ATP binding
Source: RefSeq, a predicted model, not a curated record
AUGACGCGAUGGCCUUUCUUGCGGGCUGCGCGCCUGCAAUUUUUGAGCUUAUUUGAUUUUUUUAAAGGGAUACCAUUUUUUUCGUUUUUCAGUUUGAAACUUAACGACACCAUUUUCCUGAAAAUCGGGUUGAAAAGCAACCAAUAUUGAUAUCGCUGCAUAAGCUGAGGUUGAGCUGAGGGAACCAGGAAGCAAGUGAUGACGUGGCCGCUGCGCUUGGCGGUGCUCCGCCCGCAGGGCCCAGUGCCGGCUGGCUGGCUGGGCCGCCGCUGGUGGCGCCGCUGCUGCACCGCCGCCUCUGCGGCCGCCGCCGACAGCGAGCUGUUCCACCCGGGCGAGCGGCCGGCCGCCGACCUCGACUGGCCCUACCUGCUCUGCGCCCAGAACGCCGCCGCCAUCGCCGCCGACGUGCAGCGCCGCAAGGGCGUCGGCGACGUGCGCCGCGUGCAGCAGCUGCACGCGCAGUACCGUGCCGCGCCGCCGGCCGGCCGGGCCGAGCUGCUGCGCCAGCUCAGUGAGGAGGCGCUGCGGCUGCCCAACCACACCCGGCCCGACCGGCCCGGCGCCGAGCCACAGCAGAUGGUCCCUGUCAAAACCGUCGGCCAGAAGCCCCACUUCGACUUCCCCGUGAAGGACUUCCGGCACCGCGCCGAGAAGCUCAACAUGUUCAGGAUGGAGAACCUGGGCCUGCUGACCGGCAGCAGGACGUAUUACCUGAAGCACGAGCUGGCCGAGCUGGAGGCGGCGCUGGUCCGGUUCGCGCUGCGCCGGCUGCUCUCCGCCGGCUUCCAGCUGGUGUCGGUGCCGGACCUGCUCAACAGCUCCGUCCUGGAGGCGUGCGGUGUGUCCGUGCACGGCGACAGGACCAUGGUAUACUCUCUGGACGAAUCACAUCACGGCGACGUGUGUCUGUCUGGGACGGCCGAGAUGGCGCUGGGCGCUCUGGUGGCCGGCCGCCGACUGCCUGCUGACCGGCUGCCGCUCCGGCUAGCCGCCGUCUCGCGCUGUUUCCGACCAGAGGUCUCCAACCUGGAGAGCGAGUCGGGCAUCUACAGGGUCCACCAGUUCACUAAGGUGGAGAUGUUCGGCGUGUGCGCGGCAGAUACGGCCGUGUCCGGCGCCCUGCUCGACGAGUUUGUCGCCAUCCAGGAGAGCAUCUUCACCGACCUCGGACUGCACUUUAUCGUCUACGAUAUGCCGCCACACGAACUGGGCGCGCCGGCCUACCGCAAGUACGACAUCGAGGCGUGGAUGCCGGGCCGGCGGAUGUACGGCGAGGUGAGCAGCGCCAGCGACUGUACCGACUACCAGAGCCGGCGGCUGGCCGUGCGCGACUGCGCCGGCCGCCGGCUGCACACCGUCAACGGCACGGCCUGCGCGGCGCCGCGCACCCUGCUCGCUCUGGUCGAGACCGGACAGCAGCGGGACGGCACGGUGGCCGUGCCGCCGGCCCUGCGGCCCCUCCUCGGCGGGAAAGAGGUGCUGCGACCGCGCGCCGGCCGUGCCCAGUGGCUCAAAGGUCACCAGCUGCGACUGGCCGCCGACUGACGCGUCAGCCCUGACCGGCCGCGCACGGCUCAGUCGCUACCAGCCCACUGGCUGCCCAGUGACGGGUCAGGUCACCGGCCGCGCUCAGUGGCUCCAAGGCCAUCAGCUGCGACUGGCCGCCGACUGACAUGUCAUAUCACCGGCCACGUCUGGUCAGCAACCAGCCGCUGAGUGACGGAUCAGCUCACCGGCCUUUGACAGGUCAGGUCACUAACUGCGGCUGGUUGCCGAGUGACGGUUCAGGUCACCGGCUGCGCUCAGUGGCUCCAAGGUCACCAGCUGCGACUGGCCGCCAACUGACCAGAGUGAUAGGUUAGGUCACCGGCCGCGCUCAGUGGAUCAAGGGCCGCCAGUUGCCGGCUGUCGAGCGAGAUGCGCUGCGGCACUGGGCAGGGACGGAUGAGUGUCUCUAGUUGGCUUGUAAUGUUUCGCAAUAUGAUGCAUGGAUACGCAAUGGAUGCAAUAGUGAUGUUUGUGAUGUAUUCAUAGUCACCGUGAGUGAUGUGACUGUGAUCCUGGCGUGUUUUAUGUCCGUUUCUGGCCAUGUGGCUUGUUGCCUCAGUACCACGUUAUUACGGCAUAAAAAUUGUAUACGGUA